Mizuhopecten yessoensis (Yesso scallop) is the source of this 1692-nucleotide messenger RNA. Its product is annotated as beta-1,3-galactosyltransferase 1-like. The coding region runs from base 203 to 1471 and encodes 422 amino acids. The transcript has a single exon. Lineage: Eukaryota; Metazoa; Mollusca; Bivalvia; Pectinida; Pectinidae. The record is from RefSeq and is a predicted model, not a curated record. Gene Ontology annotation, molecular function: N-acetyl-beta-D-glucosaminide beta-(1,3)-galactosyltransferase activity. Gene Ontology annotation, cellular component: membrane.
AAGAUGAAGUGAAAAUUGACUGAAACACAUUCCCAAUACAGAUGAUUAUCUUUUCAUGAUGGCAUGGGUGGUAGUUGGCGAUUGUGAGGAAACAUGAUUGACCACUGUCGGCAAAGGUCAUCUGAUCAUAGCCUUAGCUCCUUUCUGUGCUUUGACAGGGACUCUCCUCCCUGCUCAACAUCAUCAUCCAGCAUCAUCAGCCAUGAGUUCGUCCAAGCUGACUGAUUUACUUUGUAAGGGCCAACAUGAUAUUGAUCCAAACAAGAAUCACAAAGCUUUGACAGAAAAUACAGACAACAGCAGUCGGAAGGGGUUAGCAUCGUUUAUGGUAUCCGUUACGGUGAUGCGAAGACGUAGGACCUCUCCGCAAGUUCUACUUAAAGCUAGCAUUACAACAGUUCUGGUGGUGACUGUAGGGUUCAUUAUAUUGUAUACCAUUUUACUGAAGUAUUUCUCCAACACUGUGCCUUAUGUGCCUGAGGAGUGGGAACGGGUACGAAGUCAGUACCACGCCCAUCACAGGCCAAAGCUCAUACCCAGGCCCAUGGACCUAGACCCAAACAACUAUGUGACUUCAAAAAUACAAAAUAAACCUCCAAAAUGGAAUAUAUCAAAUUAUGAUUUUAAUAAUAAUUUAGGAAAUACCAAGUUAUGUAGACAAAAAUAUCAGUUUCUAGUUCUCAUAGUGUCGACCAGAACAGAGUUUGAUCGUAGAAUUGCUAUCAGGAAUUCGUGGUGCCAGCCUCAGAGGCACAACCUGCCUCCUGAUGCCUGGGGAUGUGUCUUUCUCUUAGGGGUUGGUUCACAGCAGGAAUCCAAUAGUGAUAUAGUGGAUCGACAAAUAGAUCUGGAAAUAAAAACUUACAAUGAUGUACUCAAAGGCAGCUAUAUAGACUCCUACAGGAAUCUCACCUAUAAGGUUUUACAUGGACUUCACUGGGCCAGCCAGUCAUGUCCAACAGAAUUUGUGCUGAAAACAGAUGAUGAUUGUUUUGUCAAUACUCACCUGUUACAUAUACUCAUAUUGCACCAUAGAGAUGCGAACGACUUGUACAUAGGUAGUGUGUCCAAUAAACCGCACGAGGUGCUGCGGGACCCUAACAGUGUGUGGUACGUGCCCGAGGAGUGGUACGGGGAGGAGUUCUACCCUAGGUAUGCCAGCGGGGCCGGCUAUCUUCUGUCCUCGGACGUCGUGACAAGACUUAUAGACGUGAGCAGGUAUAGAACACCCAUUCCUAACGAGGAUGCCUUCAUAGGAAUCCUCGCACAAGACAUUGAAGUGAAACCUUUACUGAGUGGUCGCUUUACAAUGAUGAGCCUGGGCUGGACCCUGUGUAAUUACCUGUACCUAGUGGUCAUCCACAAGGUGCUGCCCGACCAACAGGAGAGGAUGUUCAACAACACCAUCGCAGCCAGGACCAGUCACCUGUGUUCACCAGCUCCUAACGAGCAGAGACUCACCUGGAACUAGCUAGGGCAGACACUGGCAUGGUAGGUUAAUACAAGACUAAACUCUUACUGGUACUUCCAGAAGGACCAUAGGUUUGAUUUGCAAUCCAUCAUUUUGUAAGUCAGUGUGUCACUUUAUUAUAUCUCAAAUACUCAUUUAAUGGUACAAAUGUAUACAUGGUAUAAAUAGACGUAGUAACUUUAGGAAUGGCUGAAUGUCAAGUACUUCAUUUGGGUUAAAUG